UUUAAGAAGCAAAAAGGUCCAGCGAGAACAGCAAACCGCGAAAACCUCGACGCCAUGGCUCGCCUCCUCUCCCUAGCUCGGAGAUCCCUCUUCCUCAAAUCCCUAUCGCGAACACCUCCGUCUAUUUUCUCAUCUUCGCGAUCAUAUAUAUCCGAGAUGCGCCGCUCCGCCUUCAAGGAAAACCUUCUCCGCAUCCUCCGCACGGAGAUCACCUACGAAUCCGAAUAUCGUCCUCCCCUGCCGCCUGCAACAAGCUUCGAUUCUUUCUUAGUGGAGGACAAUAUGGGGGAGCAGUGGAUUCGGCUGAGGCGUAAGUACGGUGAUGCAGAAGACAUUAAAAUCGACGCCAUCAUGUUCGAUGGAGCUUCACCUCCGAGGCAGGCGGCGGCGGAUGGAGGGGAGGAGGAACCUCGGUUGCACAUUAGCCUCAUUGUGGAGGUAUCCAAAGGCGAGGCUUCGGAUUUUGUCCUGCAGUUUGUUUGCUCGGCAUGGUCCGAUUCUCUCGAUGUAGAGAAGGUCUUUCCAGUAUCCCGUGGUUCCCCUGCGAUCAGGCCCUUCAUGGGUCCUAAUUUCAAGGAGUUGGAUGAUGAGCUGCAGGAUGCAAUAAGGAGUUACUUGGAGGAGAGGGGGGUGAACGAUGACCUUGCUGAGUUCUUACAUGAGUACAUGGCAAACAAGGAUAAGUUGGAGUUUAUUCGCUGGAUGAGGAAUGUGGAGUCUUAUGUGAAGAAGUAGAGUACAUUUUCCAAGCAUCAAUUCAUCUUUCACGGGGAAAUGUUUUCUGUACCGGGUACAUCAAUGCAAUCAGCAUUACAAGAUCAAAGUGAGAAAGGGAUUUGCUUGAAAAGCUAAUUGCUUCAAGAUGUAGAAGAUAUCCUUUACUGGUAAUUUGGUCAUCUAGAGCUAUUGAAAUUAUUUCAUACCUUUCGUUUGGUUGUGCCAACCUUGAGGCAGUUUAACAGAACCGACUGGAAUCUUUUACAGUUCAAGCUUUAAAGCACUCUGACGAUACCACCUGAUACUUAAUUGCUUGUAUUAUGUAAAUCUCAUUAGAAAUUUCAUAAACAAAUGUGUUUGUUUUCAGAUUUUGCUUGAAACAUCAGAAUUAUUCCUGUAAAAGAAUUUCUCAUUUAUUAUGAAUCUAUUUUGAAAUUUAUCUCUGA
Messenger RNA from Dendrobium catenatum, 1163 nucleotides. RefSeq lists its product as uncharacterized. The transcript has 4 exons. Bases 55 to 735 code for a protein of 226 amino acids. NCBI's taxonomy places the organism in Eukaryota, Viridiplantae, Streptophyta, Magnoliopsida, Asparagales, Orchidaceae. Gene Ontology annotation, cellular component: mitochondrial matrix. The record is from RefSeq and is a predicted model, not a curated record.